Pistacia vera is the source of this 712-nucleotide messenger RNA. RefSeq lists its product as uncharacterized. The record is from RefSeq and is a predicted model, not a curated record. Bases 44 to 712 code for a protein of 222 amino acids. The transcript is spliced from 9 exons. NCBI's taxonomy places the organism in Eukaryota, Viridiplantae, Streptophyta, Magnoliopsida, Sapindales, Anacardiaceae.
AGAGGUGGAGGAUCAGACCACGAAGGUCACGGUUGAAGGGCAAAUGCUGAUCACCACAAUUAACUCCAUGGAAAACGACCUCGUUUCUGCAAAGUCUGACACAAAGUUACUGAGAGAAGAAGCUGAGAAGAUGAACAAGGAAAAGGGUCAGAUAUGUGCACAGAUAUUGGCAAAAGAGAGAAAAAUUGCUUCUCUGGAGUCUGAUUCUUCCACCCUUAACCAGACAAUGGAGCAUAUACAAGAAGAAAGAGUUAGCUCAUCUAAAAAACUAUCAGAGAAGAGAGCUUGCUAUACUCAAGUUGCAGAGGAUAUCAAGUUGAAACCAAAGCAAAAACAGGUCAAGGGAAUAAGUGAUGAGCAAAUGGCUGAAACGGAAGGGAAAUGCGGCAUUGAUAACAAUAACUUCAUGGACAAUAAGAGGAGUGAAGUUAGGGAGACCUUGAUGGCUAAUUUGGUUUCAGUUGAAUACAAGCUUGAUGAAAUUGCACAGAAGACAUUAAAACUUGUUCAGGAGAACAAAAAGCCAGAGAUGUUGGCAAUGGAUAUAGAGACCUUGGAAGAGGAACAUGCAGCUCUUCUAUCAAAUAAGGAUGGAGAAUCCAAGUUUUGGGAAUGCCUAAAGGACCAAAUUGAGCAAGUCAAGUGGGGUUUUGUUGCUCAUGGUUGUGGAACUCAAUUACGGUUGGGAAAGUUUUUGCCUUCCAGUUACUAA